GAUACCCACAUAUGGAAAAUGUCGAAAGUAGGCCUCUCGUGGAUAUCCAGGUCUGCCUUCACUUAGGGCGGGCACAAUGCUUGCUGGGGGCCACAGCCCAGAACACUUGCAUGUCAGUGAGGGCCCCGUGAGGGCUCAUUCCUCGCAGAAGAUUUUAUGGGCCACGGCAGGCCCUGCAGCAAAUGCUGCACCAGCCGCCGCAGGCGCUGCAGCAAAUGCUGCACCAGCUGCAGCAGGGCCUGCAGCACCUGCAGCAUCAGCUGCCGCACUAGCUGCAGCACGGCCUGCUGCGGCAUCUGCAGCACGUGAUGCUGGACCAGAUGCUGCAACUGCAGGAGGUGUUGCUGAAGCAGCAGCUGCGGCAUCUGCAACAUGUGCUGCUGCAGCAGGUGAUGCUGCAAGUGCUGCUGCAGUGGCAGCUCCAGGAGUUGCUGCUGCAGCACCAGCAGCUGGGGCAUGUGCAGCAGGUGCUGCUACAGCAGCAGCUCGAGCAGGUGCUGCUGCUACUGCUGCAGGAGGGGAAAAAAGGAAACAGAACGGGAAAAAAAAAACGAAGAAGAAGAAUGGGGGAGGAGGUGGAGGGAAGAGGUGGCGGAGGAGGUGGAUGCAGGAGGUGGCGGGAGCCGGGCGAGAGGAGGGCGGGAGGGGGAGGAGGACGUUGAGGAGGUGGCAGGAGGAGGCUGGAGACGCAGCCACGCUAAUCUUCUCUGUCUCGAUUGAGGAGGAGGAGGAGGACGACGAAGAAGAAGAGGAGGAGGAGGAGAAGAAAAGAAGGAAGAUGAGGAGGAGGAGGAGGAGGAUGACGAAGACGAAGAGGAGGGGGAGGAGGGGGAAAGGAGGAGGAGGAAAGGAGGAGGAGGAAAGGAGGAGGAGGACGAGGACGAGGAGGACGAGGAAGGAGGAGGGGGAAAAGAAGGACGAGGAUGACAAAGACGAAGUGGAAGACGAGGAGGAGGAGAAGGAGAAGGAAAAAGAAGAAGAGGAGGAUGAGGAGGAGGAGGAGGAGGAGGUGCUCACGACAGGGGGAAGAGGGGAGAAGGUCGCGCAAGGCAGGGGUGAUGGCGAUGUCGAAGAGGAGGGGAGGUGUCGCGAUGUGGGAGCAGACUUCGCGCACGGGAGGGCGAGUCUAUGGCGAAGGGGAGGGAGGUGAACGGCGGCUUUUUUUUUUCUUUCAUCCUUGCGCAACGGCCAUGAUAAUCUUCUGUGUGUCUAUGGAAGAGGAGGAGGACAAUGAGGAAGGGGAGAAGGAAGAAGAGGAGGAUACGGCGGCCUUCUUUUUUUCUUUCAUCCCUGCACAACGGCCAUGAUAAUCUUCUCUGUGUCCCCUUCCUCGUUGUCCUCCUCUUCCAUAGACACACAGAAGAUUAUCAUGGCCGUUGCGCAAGGAUGAAAAAAAANAAAAAAAAAAAAAAAAAAAAAAAAAAAAAAAAAAUCCAAAGAAAAUCUAAGGAAACAAAUCUAACUUAAAAAA
Chara braunii is the source of this 1471-nucleotide messenger RNA. The record is from the annotation of a GenBank genome assembly. NCBI's taxonomy places the organism in Eukaryota, Viridiplantae, Streptophyta, Charophyceae, Charales, Characeae.